Thlaspi arvense is the source of this 204-nucleotide messenger RNA. The record is from the annotation of a GenBank genome assembly. Lineage: Eukaryota; Viridiplantae; Streptophyta; Magnoliopsida; Brassicales; Brassicaceae.
AUGGUAAAUAAAUACACAGCAUGUGCUGGAAAGUGCAACGUGAGAUGCUCAAAGACAAAAGACUUUGAAGAUUGCCUCAAGUAUUGCAACAUAUGUUGCGAGAAGUGUAAUUAUUGUGUUCCAUCAGGUACUUUUGGAAACAUAGACGAAUGCUCUUGCUACCGCGAUUUGAAAAACUCCAAAGGCGAAUCAAAGUGUCCUUGA